Molecule: messenger RNA, 3414 nt
Organism: Ictalurus punctatus (channel catfish)
Lineage: Eukaryota; Metazoa; Chordata; Actinopteri; Siluriformes; Ictaluridae
Gene: sypl2a
Product: synaptophysin-like 2a
Exons: 6
Coding region: 174-878 (234 amino acids)
Cellular component (GO): synaptic vesicle; synaptic vesicle membrane
Source: RefSeq, a predicted model, not a curated record
UUUGACAAGUUUAACCGACGCACCAAAUCUCUCUCCCCCUCGCUUUCUCUUUCUCCUCCGCCCUGGGUUGUCAGCAUUUUGCUUCAUUUUAUUCACCAAAAACAACAACAACUUCCGUGUUUUGGAAUUAGCAUAUACCCUGCUCGACCAGCCUUUAGGAGAACUAUUACACCAUGGAGUUUCUUCAGAAGCUGCUGUCUGGUUUCAAGCUUGACCUGGGACCGUUAAAGGAGCCGCUGGGAUUUAUUCGCCUUCUGGAGUGGCUCUUCAGCAUCUUCGCCUUCGCCACGACCGGCGGAUACGAGGGGUUCCUGACCAUGACGCUCAACUGUCCAGACAAAAUUCCACAUGACAUUACUGCACAAUUCGGCUAUCCUUUCAGACUCCAGAGUAAGGUGUUUGAAAUCCCACACUGCAACGCCAGCCUCCCCGCCAACACGACGUACCUGAGGGGGGAUUUCUCGUCCUCCGCCGAGUUCUUUGUGUCCGUGGGCGUCUUUGCUUUCCUGUACUGCACCUUCACCCUCAUUCUGUACCUGGGCUACCAGCAGGUCUACAGAGAAACCACACGAGGACCCAUCGUUGAUCUGAUCCUGACUGGGAUCUUCGCGUUCCUGUGGCUGGUCUCGUCCUCUGCCUGGGGAAAAGGGCUGACCGACGUGAAGAACGCCACCAACCCCGACACCCUGCUUGGUUACUGCACUCCAGAUUGUGUGACCAAGGUCUUCCCCGCCAUGGGACGCCUUAAUUCCUCUGUGGUCUGCGGCUUCCUAAAUCUCAUCCUGUGGGCAGGAAACUGUUGGUUCAUCUUUAAGGAGACUCCGUUCCACAAGCCUUCUCAGCCUUCCUCCAACAUGGAGCAGGGAGGCAGCUCCUAAUUGAAUAUGGCAGACUCCUCCCACUCCAUUCAAGCCAAUCAGAAAUUCGAGUAUACCACUGCGGGUUCACACAAACUCGUCCCUAUGUAAAGUAAAGUAAAGUUUUGAUACGGAGAGGUUGCGGUUCACAGCCGGUCCCCGGUCUUCACUGUGCAGAACGUUCGGUCUGGCUGUUCGGCAGAAAGUGCACGUCUCGGUCGUGUUGCCUGGUGCCGGUGUUCUCGUCUACAUCCCAUAAUUUUGUUUUGCUUCGUCGCUAAUAGUUUGUUGUUCACUGUGUAUACAGUUGAGUGUAAAUGUUUUUAUAUAUAUAUAUAUAUAUAUAUAUAUAUAUAUAUAUAUAUAUAUAUAUAUAUAUAUAUAUAAAAAAAAUUGGUUUGUCUACCAGCACCCCAUCUCACCAAAUCACCACAUAUGACAAAAAAAUUUCAAAUUAAUAACAAAAUAAGUGUGUAUGUUCAUCCUUUAACUUACAAACAUCUUUAAUAUAGCCUGAGCAGCUUCUUUUUUUCGGGUGUUUUUUUUUUUUCCUUUUUUAUCCCGAGGUGCUAAUAUUUACACAGCAUUUACCAUUUUUCAUUUCUUGUUAUAGCGUUACGAGUGACACCUGAAAACAUUUUUACGCCCAAAAAAAAAACCAAGAAAGCAGAAAACGGAUCUGGGAUGUGAAAGAUUUAUCUGCUUUCGGCAGGCGUUACUUUCACUUCACGUCUAGUGUGGUCAGUGUAAUCAGUACCGUCCUGGACUUGUGUUUUUUUGGUUGUCUUCUGUACACAUUCGAAGCCACUCGGCCACCAACAUACACCACACUUUUUUUUUGUUUUGUUUUUCCUCACCUGCUAGAUUUUUGUACAAUCUUGGUAUCUCUGUCUAUCCAUUCAAACCAGAUCUAUUGGCAAAUCUUUGCUCAUUUUUCUUGUCAAAAUCCGUUUUAAUUCUAGAGCUUGCGAGGACCCUGGCAAAACUAGUUUUGUGUGUUACAGAACACGCCCAAAUGCUAAUUUCAAAAUACAAGGGGGGGGUUGCAAACUUUUGCACUCAACUGUAUAUGCACUUAUACGUCUGUGUAUGUGUAUUUUAUAUUAUUUUCUCUUCGUACCAACUGUACGCUUUAUGAUUUAGAAACCCGCACACAGAACGUGCCUUCUGUACCCUCGGACGUUACACACUUUAACAUGUAGAGUCUUUAUAGAGUAUGAAUUAGACUAUUUAUUCAUUUAUUCUGACAUCUAAGUGCCUCAAAUUACAGAAAUCCGUCGUCUCUCUGGGACAUGAAAAUAACACUUUCACACUAUUCUCGCUCCGUUUAGAGACGACUCUCGCACCGAAUCCAGACCUUAAUACACUUUCCCAGUGCCUUGUGUUCAAUUUAUUGACUGUGUACACGUUUAAUUGGUUGAUGUCCCGGUGAUAAAUGACUUGCCUUCAGCCAAAUGAUUGUUUUUGAAGAAGAAGGAAAAAAAUCGGAACCAUUAAACACUAACUUUCUUUCUUUUAUUUAAAUAUACGUUAGUUUAUUCGAAUCAGAAACAUGCUUGUACAUUUUUCUGCAUAAUUACGCCAAGCCAAACAGUCAUAUUCUGAUUCUUAUUUCUGGUGUCAGAGUGUACGUUUUUAUAUGAAGUACAUCUUGUAAGAAAAAUUCAGUUCGAUUAAAGCGUUGAAUUACUCGAGAGUAGGCAUUUGUUGACAUUUAAUUGGCAAAUAACAAAAACAGCCUAGUGUGGGUUUUUUUUUUUUUUUUUUUUUUUUUAAAUUAGUCCUACGAUGUUGUGUAUUUUUACCCGAUUUCUAACCUGUUUGUCAGGUGUGUUUUCUCUGUAAAGGACACGUAAACAUUCUUGUUUAAACUGGACCCUAAGAACAUUUCUGAAUAAAGCAGAGGGGUAGUGAUGUUAAUUUUACAUUAACGUUACAUACUGCUUACUGAUUUAUUGGCACAUGCCUGUUUGAGAGUAAUUACAUCAUUUUAUAGCCAAAUUUACAUUCUUGUAAGUGUUGUUAUGAUCCCGUCAACGGGGAAUAACAUGAUCACACAUCACCUUGUCAUUUCUGCUUCUCUGCUGGUUUUUUUCUUUCUCUUUUUUUAUUUUUAUUAAUAUCGAUGAUUGAUUCAUUUCUAGCUUUGCUCAUGCAAUAUGAAAGCCUUAAAUAGAAUGUGCCUUAAUCUCUAAUCAGAGUUGUUUUUUUUUUUUUUGUUUUUUUUUUAAAUAAUAUAGUGCUUCACAUUAUAUAUAUUCCAAAUUGAGUUUUGCUAUUAAGGUUAAUUGACAUAACGACAUAAACAGAAGUGGAGAUAGAGGUCCGUUCUGUCUCCUCGGUAUUUAAGGGAAGCACACGUGCCCAUUUUCAUAUCGCUUCGGCUCUCAGAUGUUUUAAUACCAUCUGGAAACACCUUAGGUUGUAAACGUCUUUUUUUUUUGGUGAAAUACAUUGUUCUUACACUGUGUUUUGUAUCAGGAAAAAAAUCACAUCAGUUGUGUUUGAUUUUGUUUGCAUUUUCUAUGUUAUAAAGUAUUAAAUGAAGAGCGCUUCA